UUGAUCAAACGACCCCCUCCCCCCCUUCAUGGCCAUCGUGAAGAAAUAGUAAACAAAAAUUAGACUCGUUGAGUGCGGAUUUGACAAUUGUCACCGAGUGUUCAUCACUCGAAAAUUGAUCGAUCUUCAUAAAUACUUGAUUGGAUAUUUCAUUCUCUCAAGUGAUUCCUCAAAGCAUUCAAAAUUCCUUCGUUUAUGGAAAAAUUUGUGCUGAAAGUGGAGAAAAAGAUAGAGAUGUUCAUGGCAAAGUACGAGUUUCACAUCAAAGAAUACGAUCAAAUUGAGAAAAAUUUGAUGCUCAUGUGCAGACAGUGUAAUCAAAGACCUAUGACGAGGAAGAGGAAGGAGCAAAAAGAGGCGUUAAGAUCCAAGGCAAGAUUCCACAAGGAGCACAUACUCAGGAAUAUCGAGGCCAUAAGAGCUGUCAUGACAUCGAUGAGGAUUAUCACUAGAAGAUACUUGAUCCAGAGGAGGCGCAGGCAGACACGAGAAGCUCAUCGUCUUGGAAACAACAAUGACCCUGAAGACUAGCCCCUCAUCAUUCUCCACCCUAAAACCACAUUCCUGUGAUAUCGAAGAGAAGAAACCUCAACUUUAUUGUAUUUACAUCAUUAAACAUUGUAAAUAACUAAUUUUGUAAUCACAUAACUACCACGUCCAUAACAUAAACUCUCUAAAUAAACUUAAAAUUUUAAGAAAACUCAUUUCAGAGUUUUAAAUUAUAAUAGAAAAACCGCACACCAGCAA
Molecule: messenger RNA, 747 nt
Organism: Diachasma alloeum
Lineage: Eukaryota; Metazoa; Arthropoda; Insecta; Hymenoptera; Braconidae
Exons: 6
Coding region: 196-531 (111 amino acids)
Source: RefSeq, a predicted model, not a curated record